CUGAAGUAAGUUUAGUUUUCUUUUCACUUAUAGUGACUCUUAUUUAACAACGUUAAUGGAAGAUAAUUUUUUGACCAAAGUGAAAAUUCGAACAAAGAUAAAUCAAUUUUCUGAUAUGAAGGAAAUCUGUAGUGACGAUAGUUCUCCACCAGGUGGCAGUAAGAACUAACGAAACAUUAAACUUCAUAGUUUUCUCUAAAUAAUUUUUUAUGAAAAUAUGUAUGAAUCUGUGAGUAAUGUGUGGAACUAGAAUAAUAACUGAACCUUCAGGCUUUUCUUCACUUUUCCGUUUUCCUCGCCUCUAAGCAGUGAAUUUAAAUCAGCUGGAAUCUCAUUAAUCAAACAUCACUGGCUGAGCGGCGCAGCUCUGGUUUUCAAAAUAAAAGCAAUCAAAUCAAAGUACCAUUAGUCUAUUAAUUUUCUAAGGAGCUUCUAAUGCAGGCUGAAUUUAAAUACUAGAUAAAUAUGGAAAUCAUAAUUUCUAAUUACAAAUACACUAAGAAUAAUUAAUAUCUACCUAUUUUGAUGUUUUUUAUUCAGUUUUAUUUACAUAUUUGUGGCCAUUAAUGAUGAUGUAGUUGCAGAUAUUGACCACUAGAUGUCAGACAUAACUCGAUUUUAUUUUCCUGUUUUUGUUUCUAAUGUUAAAUUCAAACAUAAAUAAUCAGAUGUAAUAUUUAUUCUACAGAAUAAAAUGUUUAUAUGAAAUUUGUGACCAUCAGUUUAUACAAUAACCUGCUUCCUGUUUUCAUUGUUGAUUUCACUGCUGAACGAGCUUUUGGUGUGAAGUAUCGCGAGAUUUCGGAGGUAUCGUGAGACCUGACGGGCUUGUGCCUCAGUGUGUGUCGCUGCUGAUCUGUUCGUGGGUUUGUUGUGUAAAUUUCCUGCGUGAUGUUCGGCUGUCCUCCACGGGAGGACCGGGAUUAGUCCACACGUCCAGCAGAGGAGAGGACAACAUGGCGGCUGCAGAAGGUGUCAGCCUUCCCACUCCCACGGAGGAGAUGAACGGGGCCGGGACGCUCAUGGACUUCCUGGACGAGCCGUUCCCCGACGUGGGGACCUACGAGGACUUCCACACCAUCGACUGGCUGAGGGAGAAGUCCAGGGACACGGACCGGCACCGAAAGAUCACCAGUAAGAGCAAAGAGUCCAUCUGGGAGCUGAUCAAGAGCCUCCUGGACGCCUGGUCCGGAUGGGUGGUGAUGCUGCUCAUCGGCCUGCUCUCUGGCUCGCUGGCCGGGGUCAUCGACCUGGCGGUGGACUGGAUGACGGACCUGAAGGAGGGCGUGUGCCUGUCGGCGUUCUGGUACAGCCAUGAGCAGUGCUGCUGGACCUCCAACCAGACCACCUUCGCCGACCGGGACAAGUGUCCGCAGUGGCAGAAGUGGGCCGAGCUGAUGACGGGCCACGCCGAGGGUGCCGGGGCGUACCUGCUGAACUACUUCCUGUACAUCCUGUGGGCCCUGCUGUUCUCCUUCCUGGCCGUGUCGCUGGUCCGAGUCUUCGCCCCGUACGCCUGCGGGUCGGGAAUCCCGGAGAUCAAAACCAUCCUGAGCGGGUUCAUCAUCCGGGGCUACCUGGGGAAGUGGACCCUGCUGAUAAAGACCGUCACGCUGGUUCUGGCCGUGUCGUCGGGCCUCAGCCUGGGGAAGGAGGGCCCGCUGGUCCAUGUGGCCUGUUGCUGUGGAAACCUCUUCUGCAGCCUCUUCUCCAAGUACAGCAAGAACGAGGGCAAGAGGCGCGAGGUGUUAUCGGCGGCGGCAGCAGCUGGAGUGUCGGUGGCCUUUGGAGCCCCGAUCGGAGGAGUUCUGUUCAGCCUAGAGGAGGUGAGUUAUUAUUUCCCCCUGAAGACUCUGUGGCGUUCCUUCUUUGCCGCUCUGGUCGCCGCCUUUACGCUGCGCUCCAUCAACCCGUUUGGAAACAGUCGCCUGGUUCUGUUCUACGUGGAGUACCACACUCCCUGGUACAUGGCCGAGCUGGUCCCCUUCAUCCUGUUGGGGGUGUUCGGCGGCCUCUGGGGGACGCUCUUCAUCCGGGCCAACAUCGCCUGGUGCCGGCGCAGGAAGACCACCCAGCUGGGGAAGUAUCCGGUCCUGGAGGUGAUCAUCGUGACAGGAAUCACCGCCCUGCUGGCGUACCCCAACCCCUACACCCGCCGCAGCACCAGCGAGCUCAUCUCUGAGCUCUUCAACGACUGCGGCGCUCUGGAGUCGUCGCAGCUCUGCGACUACUAUAACAACCCCAACAUGAGUCGGCCGGUGGACGACAUUCCUGACCGUCCGGCGGGACCCGGGGUCUACAACGCCAUGUGGCAGCUGACCCUCGCCCUCAUCUUCAAGAUCGUCAUCACCAUCUUCACCUUCGGCAUGAAGAUCCCGUCGGGACUCUUCAUUCCCAGCAUGGCGGUGGGAGCCAUCGCUGGUCGGAUCGUUGGGAUCGCCGUGGAGCAGAUGGCGUAUCACCACCAUGACUGGAUUAUCUUCAAGAACUGGUGCCGGCCCGGCGCUGACUGCGUCACACCGGGACUCUACGCCAUGGUGGGGGCUGCUGCCUGUCUGGGUGGGGUGACCAGAAUGACCGUCUCCCUGGUGGUCAUCAUGUUCGAACUGACCGGUGGGUUGGAGUACAUCGUCCCUCUGAUGGCUGCCGCCGUCACCAGUAAAUGGGUGGCCGACGCCUUUGGGAAGGAGGGCAUCUACGAGUCUCACAUCCAGCUCAACGGCUACCCCUACCUGGACGUCAGGGACGAGUUUACCCACCGCACCCUGGCCACUGACGUGAUGCGACCCCGCCGGAACGACCCUCCGCUGGCCGUCCUCACACAGGACAGCACUACAGUGGAGGACGUGGAGACGCUCAUCAAGGAUACCGACUACAACGGCUUUCCUGUGGUUGUGUCCAGGGAGUCGGAGAGGCUGAUUGGAUUCGUCCAACGCAGGGACCUCACCCUGGCCAUCAAAAACGCCCGUCAGAAGCAGGACGGCGUGGUCAGCAGCUCCGUGGUUUAUUUCACAGAGGACGCACCGCAGCUGCCGGCCAGCAACCCUCAGCCGCUGAAGCUGCGACGCAUCCUGAACCUUAGUCCCUUCACCGUCACCGACCACACGCCCAUGGAGACGGUGGUGGACAUCUUCCGCAAACUGGGCCUCCGGCAGUGCCUGGUCACCAGGAGCGGGCGUCUCCUGGGCAUCAUCACCAAGAAGGACGUCCUUCGCCACAUGGCCCAGAUGAUGAACCAGGAUCCAGAGUCCAUCAUGUUCAACUGACUGCUCACCUGAGCUCUAACCAAUCAACUGUUUCACUGGAGUUUAGGAACCAGUUCUGACGUUUUAAUUACAGCAGAAUGAAACAGGGAUGGAUUAUUUAACAUGUGGGAUGAUUAUGGUUGUAAUGGGUUUCCGUACACUAACUCUAAGCUGAUUUUAUUGCACUUUUUGGUGUUGCCAUAUAUAGCUGUGCGUUGCCAUGUGUUUUUCUUCCUCUGAAGGAUUUAUGGGGAGUUCAGACCUCUGUGGAUCCUGAAGUGACUCCAAGCUACAAUCAGAGACGCUCCUGUUAGCUCCUGUUAGCACCUGUUAGCGUCUGUUAGCGUCUGUUGCACUCCGCCGUCCCUGUGGAGCCCCACCUCCACUCUGACGUAUUAUUUCUGUAUAAAGGUAAAAUACUCAUCCUCAGUGUUUGUUUUGGUUCUUCUCGUGAUUUUUUUGUUUGUAUUUUUAUUGUAAAGCUGCUGAUGCUUCACAGAAACGGUGUGAAAUGAUGCUAACCUUCAGAUCUGGUUCUUUUAUCAGAAACUAUUCCUUCUGUUGCAGUUUUGUUUUAUCAAAGUUGUAAGAAUAAAUGUUUGAAGAAACUGAA
Molecule: messenger RNA, 3858 nt
Organism: Gambusia affinis (western mosquitofish)
Lineage: Eukaryota; Metazoa; Chordata; Actinopteri; Cyprinodontiformes; Poeciliidae
Gene: clcn4
Product: chloride channel, voltage-sensitive 4
Exons: 12
Coding region: 957-3266 (769 amino acids)
Biological process (GO): transmembrane transport; chloride transport
Cellular component (GO): membrane; synaptic vesicle; early endosome
Molecular function (GO): voltage-gated chloride channel activity
Source: RefSeq, a predicted model, not a curated record